GACCACAAUGUCAUGUCCGUGAAUUCAGCCUGAGACGUACGCUUCACCUCAUGGCACAUUAUCUUGAAAAUCCCUGUAAGAAUUCUGAGGGAAACACCAUGCUGUCACUAAAUAAUAAAGCAGAAGAUGAAGAUAUCCUGCAGCGCUCUUCAGGGGAAAACAUCAUUAACCUUAAUGUACAUCCAGGACUUCACAGUACAAAUCUGUCAUAUAAUCCUCCUAAUCAUGAGGAACCUUCUCCUGACCAAUCACAGAUUGUUACCCCACAUACAAGUCAGAAAAGGGGUAAAAUAGGUGGCAAAGAGAUCACAAAAAGCUUGGGUCUUUCUACAUAUAGAAGAAUUCACACAGGAGCGAAGCCAUUCUCCUGUUCAGUAUGUGGGAAGUGCUUUACAAAGAAAUCAAGUCUUGCUUCACACGAGAGACGUCACAGAGGAGAGAGACCAUAUUCAUGUUCAGAAUGUGGGAAAUGUUUUAAAUAUAAAUCACAUCUUGUUACACAUGCUAUAAGUCACACAGUAGAGAAGCCAUAUUCAUGUCCAGAAUGUGGUAAAUCUUUUAAGUAUAAAUCACAUCUUGUUGCACAUGACAGAAUUCACACAGGAGAGAAUCCAUAUUCAUGUUCAGAAUGUGGGAAAUGUUUUCAGAAAAAAUCUGAUCUUGUUAUUCAUGAGAGAAUUCACACAGGAGAGAAGCCAUAUUCAUGUUCAGAAUGUGAGAAAUGUUUUACCUGUAAAACAAAUCUUGUUACACAUCAGAGAACUCACACAGGAGAGAAGCCGUAUUCAUGUUCAGAAUGUGGGAAAUGUUUUACACAGAAAGCAUUUGUUAUUAUACAUGAAAGAAGUCACAGAGGAGAGAAGCCAUAUUCAUGUUCAGAAUGUGGGAAAUGUUUUACAAGUAAAUCAUAUUUUGUUAAACAUGAAAGACGUCACACAGGAGAGAAGCCGUAUUCAUGUUCAGAAUGUGGGAAAUGUUUUACACAGAAAUCAACUCUUGUUACACAUGAGAGAAGUCACACAGGAGAGAAGCCGUAUUCCUGUUCAGAAUGUGGGAAAUCUUUUUCACAAAAAUCAGCUCUUGUUACACAUCAAAGACGUCACACAGGAGAGAAGCCAUAUUCAUGUUCAGAAUGUGGAAAAUAUUUUGCACAGAAAUCAAAUCUUGGCAGACACGUGAGAAUUCACAAAGGAGAGAAACCAUUUUCAUGUUCAGAAUGUGGUAAAUGCUUUACAGAUAAAUCAAGUCUGGUUAGACAUAAGAGAAUUCACACGGGAGAGAAACCAUAUUCAUGUUCACGAUGUGGAAAAUGUUUCACAAAUAAAUCACAUCUUGUUAAACAUGAGAGAAUUCACACAGGAGAGAAGCCGUAUUCAUGUUUGCGAUGUGGAAGAUCCUUUACAGAUAAAUCAUAUCUUGUUAUACAUGAGAGAAUUCACAAAGGAGAGAAACCAUUUUCAUGUACACUAUGUGAGAAGUGCUUUACAGAUAAAUCAAGUCUUGUAAGACAUGAGAGAAAUCACACAGGAGAGAAACCAUAUUCAUGUUCAGAAUGUGGGAAAUGCUUUAUAAAUAAAUCAAAUCUGGUUACUCAUGCUAGAAGUCACACGGGAGAGAAACCGUAUUCAUGUUCAGAAUGUGGGAAAUGUUUUGCAGAUAAAUCAAAUCUUGUUACACAUGAGAGAAGUCACACAGGAGAGAAACCCUAUUUAUGUUCAGAAUGUGGAAAGUGUUUUGUUACAAAAGCGAAACUGAGGGAUCAUCAAAGAAUUCACACAGGUGAAAAGCCAUAUUCAUGUCCAGAAUGUGCAAAAUGUUUUACAGAGAAAUCAAGUCUUAUUAGACACGAGAGACGUCACACAGGAGAGAAGCCGUAUUCAUGUUCAGAAUGUGGGAAAUGUUUUAUUACUAAAACCAUACUUGGAGCUCAUCAGAGAAGUCACACAGGAGACAAGCCAUUUUGAUGUUUAUUAUGUGGCAAAUGUAUUACAAGGAAAUAAACUUUUGUCAGAGAAUUUACACAGAGAGGAAACCGUAUUCUUGUUUGGAUUGUGGAAAAUGCUAUAAGAGCAAAAAACGAAUUAGCACAUUCGGUUAUUCACGGACAUUACAGGCAAUGAGAAGGUUUAUUUUUUGGGUAGAAUUAUCCUGGAUCUCUCAGAUGACCAAAUUAUAUUUUUAUGAGGUCAAAUUUUAAUGAGAUCCAUGGAGGAAAAGCACUGUAAAUAUAAGGAAGAGAAGAAGAGCCUUGUUUACUAGAUAAGGCUGGGUUCACAUGUGCACUGUGAACUCUGGUAGUCUGUUCUGGCAGAGGAAUCGAUUGCCGGAAUUCAC
Molecule: messenger RNA, 2334 nt
Organism: Bufo bufo (common toad)
Lineage: Eukaryota; Metazoa; Chordata; Amphibia; Anura; Bufonidae
Product: zinc finger protein 260-like
Exons: 3
Coding region: 51-1964 (637 amino acids)
Biological process (GO): regulation of transcription by RNA polymerase II
Molecular function (GO): DNA-binding transcription factor activity; RNA polymerase II cis-regulatory region sequence-specific DNA binding
Source: RefSeq, a predicted model, not a curated record